ACGCGGUUACACUGGGGAUUUCGUGUCUGGUAACACUGUUCCGUAUUCUGAAGCUCGCAGCAUUAAUUUUAUAAUAAUUAAUUCCUGCCGUAAUGCAACGCGGCAUUGACUCCUUUUUCAAACGGCUGCCGGCCAAGGCGAAAAGUGCCGAGGCCGAAAAUGGAGAGACGCCGUCGAAGGCGCCAAAACGCAGGAAAGCCGUGAUAAUUUCCAGCGACGAGGACGAGGUGGUCAGUCCGCCGGAGACCAAGAAACGCAAGGCUUCGAAGACAGCAUCCAGCGAGGAUGAUGUGGUGGCCGCCACACCGGAACCGAUUGCGAAGAAGGCCAGGAACGGGCAGAAACCAGCGCUCUCCAAGCUUAAGCGGCACGUAGAUCCUACGGAGCUUUUCGGUGGAGAAACCAAACGGGUGAUUGUGCCCAAGCCGAAGACCAAAGCUGUUCUCGAGUUCGAGAACGAAGACAUUGACCGGAGUUUAAUGGAAGUUGAUCUGGACGAGAGUAUCAAAGAGGCUGCCCCCGAAAAAAAGGUUCACUCGAUAACCAGGAGCUCUCCCUCGCCUAAAAGAGCAAAGAACAGCAGCCCGGAACCGCCAAAACCCAAGUCAACAAAAUCCAAAGCCACCACUCCGCGUGUGAAGAAGGAGAAACCUGCGGCAGAUCUAGAAUCCAGUGUCCUAACAGACGAGGAACGCCACGAGCGUAAACGUGCUUCCGCCGUGCUCUACCAGAAGUACAAAAACCGCAGUUCGUGCCUGAACCCCGGCAGCAAAGAAAUUCCAAAGGGAUCCCCGGAUUGUCUGAGUGGCUUAACCUUUGUCGUAACCGGAGUCCUCGAGUCCAUGGAACGAGAGGAGGCGGAGUCCGUGAUCAAGGAGUAUGGCGGAAAGGUGAUGACCGUGGUUGGAAAGAAACUCAAGUAUCUGGUCGUAGGAGAAGAGGCUGGACCAAAGAAAUUAGCUGUGGCUGAGGAACUCAAUAUACCCAUUCUCAGCGAGGACGGGCUCUUCGAUCUAAUCAGGGAGAAAUCAGGAAUCGCUAAGCAGGUAAAGGAAGAGAAGAAAAGCCCGAAGAAGGAGCACAGCUCCGAGGAGAAAGGGAAAAAGGAAGUCAAGACUUCUAGAAGGUCCAGUGAUAAAAAGGAGAAGGAAGCCACUAAACUGAAAUAUGGCGAGAAGCAUGAUAUCGCCAAACAUAAAGUCAAGGAAGAACACACUUCCCCGAAGGAGACGAAGGAUAAGCUUAAUGAUGUACCAGCUGUUACCUUGAAAGUAAAAAAAGAGCCCAGCUCCCAGAAAGAACACCCUCCGUCGCCAAGAACUGCCGAUCUGAAGACUCUGGAUGUGGUCGGGAUGGCCUGGGUGGACAAGCACAAGCCUACGAGCAUAAAAGAAAUCGUUGGCCAGGCAGGAGCCGCCAGCAACGUGACCAAUCACAAUUUGAAACUGAAAGCCAAACAGGAGAGGGUUAAAGUUUUACAUUAUUUUAAUUUUCCUAGGCUGAUGAACUGGUUGUCCAAGUGGUAUGUUAACCAUGAUGGAAACAAGAAGCCCCAACGGCCCAAUCCUUGGGCCAAGAACGACGACGGCAGCUUCUACAAGGCGGCCCUACUUUCGGGACCCCCUGGAAUAGGAAAGACCACGACGGCGACUCUGGUAGUGAAGGAGCUUGGCUUCGAUGCGGUGGAGUUCAACGCCUCCGACACACGCAGCAAACGCUUGCUCAAGGAUGAAGUGUCCACGCUGCUGAGCAACAAAUCCCUCUCCGGUUACUUUACAGGGCAAGGCCAAGCGGUCUCCCGCAAGCAUGUGCUCAUAAUGGACGAAGUUGAUGGCAUGGCCGGUAACGAGGACCGUGGUGGAAUGCAGGAGCUGAUUGCCUUGAUCAAGGAUAGCUCUAUUCCAAUUAUUUGCAUGUGUAAUGAUCGCAACCAUCCAAAAAUUCGAUCCCUGGUUAACUAUUGCUACGAUCUGCGAUUUCAGAGGCCUCGCCUCGAGCAAAUCAAAGGGAAAAUAAUGAGCAUCUGCUUUAAGGAAAAAGUAAAGAUAUCACCGGCCAAAGUGGAAGAAAUCAUAGCGGCUACCAACAACGAUAUUCGGCAAUCCAUUAACCACAUUGCCCUGCUGAGCGCCAAGGAAGACGCUUCCCAAAAGUCAGGGCAGCAGGUUGCCACCAAGGAUCUGAAGCUGGGACCCUGGGAGGUGGUGCGAAAAGUCUUCACCGCGGACGAGCACAAACACAUGUCUUUUGCCGACAAGAGCGACCUUUUCUUUCACGACUACAGCCUGGCCCCGCUCUUUGUGCAGCAAAACUAUCUGCAGGUCCUACCACAGGGAAACAAAAAGGAUGUCCUGGCAAAGGUGGCAGCUACGGCAGAUGCCCUAAGCUUGGGUGACCUUGUUGAAAAGCGUAUUCGUGCGAAUUCUGCUUGGAGUCUUCUACCCACUCAGGCCUUUUUCAGCUCGGUCCUUCCUGGCGAGCACAUGUGUGGCCACUUCACUGGACAGAUUAACUUUCCCGGGUGGCUGGGCAAGAAUUCCAAGUCUGGAAAACGUGCCAGGCUGGCCCAGGAGCUGCAUGAUCAUACUAGGGUCUGCACCUCGGGCUCAAGGCUAUCAGUGAGGCUGGAUUACGCCCCCUUCCUUCUGGAUAAUAUUGUGCGACCUCUUGCAAAGGAUGGGCAGGAGGGUGUGCCCGCUGCUUUAGACGUUAUGAAGGAUUACCAUCUACUCCGUGAGGAUCUGGACUCGCUGGUCGAGCUUACAUCCUGGCCCGGCAAGAAAUCCCCACUGGACGCAGUGGAUGGGAGAGUAAAAGCCGCUUUAACGCGAUCCUACAACAAGGAGGUUAUGGCAUACUCCUAUUCCGCUCAAGCAGGCAUCAAAAAGAAGAAAUCAGAGGCUGCUGGAGCGGAUGACGAUUACUUGGACGAGGGUCCGGGCGAAGAGGACGGAGCUGGUGGCCACUUAUCAUCAGAGGAAGACGAGGACAAGGACAACCUAGAGCUGGAUAGUUUGAUCAAAGCCAAAAAGAGGACAACUACGUCAAAAGCGUCUGGUGGAUCCAAAAAGGCUACAUCUUCCACGGCUUCAAAGUCUAAGGCCAAGGCCAAAAAGUGAAUGCACUAACGAUUUCCUAUAUUAUAUGAUGAUUUUUUUGCCAUCAAAUUUCCCAUUUGUAAGUAGUUUUUGUUUAAAAUCUCAUGAAUGGCCGGCACUGGCCGACACUGUUUAUACUGCUGAAAAUAUAUAUUUACCAAUAAAAUAUGUGCUUG
Messenger RNA from Drosophila melanogaster (fruit fly), 3274 nucleotides. It is a transcript of the gene Gnf1, whose product is annotated as germ line transcription factor 1. The record is from RefSeq and is marked reviewed. The coding region runs from base 93 to 3119 and encodes 1008 amino acids. Gene Ontology annotation, biological process: DNA repair; DNA replication. The transcript is spliced from 4 exons. Gene Ontology annotation, cellular component: nucleus; DNA replication factor C complex. Gene Ontology annotation, molecular function: DNA clamp loader activity; ATP binding; ATP hydrolysis activity. NCBI's taxonomy places the organism in Eukaryota, Metazoa, Arthropoda, Insecta, Diptera, Drosophilidae.